Molecule: messenger RNA, 1700 nt
Organism: Vicugna pacos (alpaca)
Lineage: Eukaryota; Metazoa; Chordata; Mammalia; Artiodactyla; Camelidae
Gene: SLC25A47
Product: solute carrier family 25 member 47
Biological process (GO): transmembrane transport
Cellular component (GO): mitochondrion
Molecular function (GO): transmembrane transporter activity
Source: RefSeq, a predicted model, not a curated record
GGGCCACUGGUCAGCAGGCUCCUGUUUCCUGUCCCCUGCCCCCCACCGCAGGUACUUAAGGUCUGAAAGGAGCCAAUUGGGAGCUGUUGGAGCCACCCUGGAGGUGGCAUCAGACCUCUCCGAGGCAGGCUGACCCCAGGACCUUCCUACCACCCACACUGUCCAUGGAUUUUGUUGCUGGAGCCAUCGGAGGCGUCUGCGGUGUUGCUGUGGGCUACCCCCUGGACACGGUGAAGGUCAGGAUCCAGACGGAGCCCAAGUACACAGGCAUCUGGCACUGCAUCCGGGACACAUAUCGCCAAGAGCGGGUGUGGGGCUUCUACAGGGGCCUCUCGCUGCCCGUGUGCACGGUGUCCCUGGUCUCAUCUGUGUCUUUCGGCACCUACCGCCACUGCCUCGCACACAUCUGCCAGCUCCGGUACGGCAGCGCCGACGCCAAACCCGCCAAGACUGACGUCACACUCUCGGGGUUCGCCUCUGGACUCGUCCGUGUGUUCCUGACCUCGCCCACCGAGGUGGCCAAGAUCCGCCUGCAGACACAGACGCAGCAGCGGCGCCCCUCAGCCUCGGGGCCCUUGGCUGCACCCACCAUGUGUCCUGCGCCCCCUGCCAGUCUGGCACCGGAGCCCAAGUACCGCGGGCCGCUGCACUGCCUGGCCACGGUGGCCCGGGAGGAGGGCCUGCGGGGCCUCUACAAGGGCAGCUCAGCCCUGCUCUUCCGGGAUGGCCACUCUUUCGCCACCUACUUCCUCUCCUAUGCCAUCCUCUGUGGGUGGCUCACUCCUGCUGGCCGCAACCAGCCAGAUGUCUUGGGCGUGCUGGUGGCUGGUGGCUGUGCAGGGGUGCUGGCCUGGGCGGUGGCCACCCCCAUGGACGUGAUCAAGUCGCGCCUGCAGGCAGAUGGGCAGGGCCAGCAGCGCUACCGGGGCCUCCUGCACUGCGUGGUGAGCAGCGUUCGGGAGGAGGGGCCGCGGGUGCUCUUCAAGGGGCUGUCGCUCAACUGCUGCCGCGCCUUCCCUGUCAACAUGGUGGUCUUCGUCACCUAUGAAGCCGUGCUGAGGCUCACGCGGGGCCUGCUCACAUAGCUGGUUCCCACGAGCCAGGGGCCGACCUGCCAGCAGUUUCUGGAGGUCCUUGGAGCUGGAGAGGGCAGAGGGGAGUGUUGGAGUCUGGGCCCCACCAGGCCAUCCCCCAGGGCAUCCGGGGCCUCCCUGCCCAGCAACUGACCACAAGAAGGUCAUGGGGCCCAUCUGCUGUCGGCCCGGGGUUGGCCUGAGGGUCACACGUGCCAGGGAGAAGUGGGCCUCUGGGAUGAGGAUGUGGUUGCAGGGAGUCAUUUGUGCAUUUGGUCACUUUUCAUCCCGGCUUCCCUUUCCCCUCCCCCUGCCGCCCCACGUCUUCAGAGCACCCCUGUGUCCUCUUGGCCCCCCGUCCCCCACCCCCACUUAGAUCUCCAUGCUCUCUAGUGUGCUCUUCACGCCUGGUCUCUCAGAGGCAGCCACCUGGUCUCCCCACCAGACGGAACCCGGGCACAGCUAUCUGGCGCCUGGCCCGCUCAGCCCCUGCGCCAGGCAGCUCAGAGAGGCGCUGCAGGGCAGCCCCGGGGAGCUCGGUGUCAGGUCUGCUCACAGGUCUGGUCGCUCUGCUGUAGACCCUGGAGAUGAAGCGGGGAGCUGUUGCCAAUAAAAUGUUUCUCAAGA